GGCUGCAGCACAGAAAGUCCAAGAAGUCAGAGACAUCACAAGAAUUGAAAGAAUAGGUCAGUAAUUUAAAGAAUUGAUUCAAUUAAAAGUGAGUGGUUAAAACAAGUUAUAUACCACAGGGGAUGUCUUACUCAAUGAGAUUAGAAAAUCACUAAGUUAUAAACUCAUUUUAGUUCUUUAUUUUUUAUUGCUCAUAGGAGCUCACUCUCAUAUUCGUGGGCUUGGCUUAGAUGAUGCACUGGAAGCCAGACAAGUAAGGAGAAUGUUUUUUUCCUUGUUUUAAUUAUUGUGAGUACAGCAAUGUAUGUGUACAAGUACAGUUUGUAAAUUGCCUUCAUGAACCCAAGGCUGUAAUGCCAAACAAAUUUGGCAUUACUAUUUUUCUCAGUCUAAACUACACGUAUAAUAAACUGUGACAUCCAAAGCUCUAGAUUUUUGUUUGCAAAAUUUUGAUCAGUAAUUUUUAUGGGUACUGAGAGUCUUCGCAUGAGAAUUCUUAAUAUUGAGUGUCAAUUUCUCUGUAGGUUUCUCAGGGAAUGGUUGGUCAGGUUGCAGCCAGAAGGGCAGCUGGUGUUAUUUUAGAGAUGAUCAAGGUACUUGAUUGUACAUGUAGCAUUUUUUAUCAUUGUUACUUAUAAAGCAAAACCAAGUUAAAGUAAUUAACAAAGUAGCUCACUGUAAUGCCAUUCUGAAGACUGUAAGUAACAAAUCAUGUCAAGUCAUAUAAAGAAACUUGAAAGUAUUUAUAAAUUUUUUCACAUAAUAAUCAUAUUCUUGAGAAUGACAUUACAGUGGUGCUUACAUGUUGACUUUUUAGCCUUGAAUGUAUUUUUACCAUUAUUACUAUUAUGUAGAUGAAUUUAUAUACUCUCAGUGUUCAACUGGUUCCAGUUCCCUGUAUAAGUCACAUCCUGCAACCUAUUAUUAUUAUUAUUAUUAUUAUUAUUAUUAUUAUUGUGGGUGACAAGAGGAGCCAGCAAUCCUAAUCUCCAGGUUGUUAUUACACAUGCAUCACAUGUAUGUAACCAGCUUUCAUUUGGACGUCCACUAAGAAUGAAUAAAAUGCACAUUUGGACCUUCUAUCACUCGUAAUCAGAUCAGGCAUGUUUUGACCAUCUGUUGCAUGAAACUUAUGCAAAGCACAGGACUGGAUCGUUGUCGCCCACACUCCGUAACCUUUGGUAAUUACUAGUUAUUAAUAUUAAUUUGUGUUUCCUUAGGAAGGCAAGAUUGCAGGAAGAGCAGUUUUGAUCGCAGGACAGCCUGGCACUGGAAAAACAGCUAUUGCUAUGGGUAAAAUGAAGUUUGUUAUUGUCUCUCUUGAAAUUAUUGCUAAGCAACUUACAAAAUGGAGGUGACAAUUGUAAAGAAAACUACCACAUGAAAACAAUGAUACAGGUUUAUCUCUUUUACUACUAAGACUGACCAAAGGAAAAAAAUCCCGCCAAAAAAUGCAUUUAAAAAACACUUGUAAUGAAAAAUACAUUUUGCCAAAGGUCUGUGGAAGCAGUUUCAUUUGAAUGGUUACAGGAUUUCAUCUACAGAUUUGAAAGCUAGAAUCACUGUACCAAAUAAUCUCUCAAUAAUGUGGUCAAGGAAUAAAAGGUUUAUUGAGUAAAACAACAACUCCAUAUGUAUCACUGACACUAGCCUGAAAAAUUAUUACAGUUCUUCUGCAAUUCAGAUUACCCUAAAAACUUCACUUGCCUCUCAGGCAAGUUAAGGACAGGAUUCACUAUCCUGAUAGCAAAAUCCACAAGCCCUGGGCUAUCGGACGCUACUGAUUUGCACGCUGCUGUAUACAUGAUCUCUGUCAUUUAUGGACACCUUUCUUUUCUUUUCUUUGUUCUUUGUGUCAUGUUUGACAAUGUUUGCUGCAGGCAUGGCUCAGUCACUUGGACCAGACACUCCAUUUACAUCCUUAGCAGGCAGUGAAAUAUACUCAUUGGAGAUGAGCAAAACAGAAGCUCUUACACAAGCUUUUAGAAGGUCAAUUGGUGUUCGAAUAAAGUAAGUUUGUAUCAGUGGAAACACUGUAGUCUUCUUUGAUGAGAAAAUUGCAAAAUCUCAAAAAAUUUCUGUUUAAUAGAUAAUCAUGUUUUCACAAGGUUAGACUUUGCAGAACUGCUGUUGGCAUCUAUCAUUUAUCAUUAUAAAUACAUUUUGAGGUAUAUCAUAUUUCCUUUGAUAAUGGUGAUGAUGAUGGUGUGGUUAAAGCCUAUUUCUUUUUCCAGGGAGGAAACUGAGAUCAUAGAAGGUGAAGUUGUAGAAAUACAAAUUGACAGGCCUGCAAGUGGAACAGUGAGUUAAUUUAACUGAUGAUGAGGGUGUUUUUUCUGCAUAUUGUUGAAUAUCUUCUCAUUGUUAAGGUUGCAUUUGCACUGAAAUUUUCAUUUUUCUCAAUAUUAUUCAUUAGGGAGCAAAAGUUGGUAAACUAACACUGAAAACAACUGAGAUGGAAACUGUCUAUGAUCUGGGAACAAAGAUGAUAGAAUCACUUACAAAAGAGAAAGUGCAAGCGGGGUAAGAAUUUAGUCAGUAAUUUAAUGAUAUUAAAGAGUCAACUUUCUCGAUGGCCAAAAAUUUGGCUUUAUCAGUUUGUUGUAAAUUGGCCACCAAAGAAGGGUUGAGAAAUGAUUUGAACACUGUUGUUCCUCCAGAGUUUUUUCUAGGGGAACCCAUUGGCCUCUUUUCGUGAAAAGUAAGGGCCAUAUGGAAACUAAAGGUGACCAAAGUAAUCUGUACACGUAUACCCAACAAAAACCGCAUGGAAUGAUGAAGUAACUAGAGCUCACACUCCAAAUGCUCCUUGAGUUCUCUGUUGCUCUAUGAAAGUUGUUUUUUCUGUCAAGAUGGCAGUCACAUACUUCUGCCCCUCAGAUGUGGAUGACUGCUAAAGGUACAAACUGUAAAAUGACAAGUCAUGUCUGUGCAAGUUGCUUUCAAACAUUACCUGUUCUUGUACAGAAACUGCAGUUAUUUUUUAAGCUUGGUUCAUUUGACUGAUGAUAUUGCCUUGCAUUUCCAGUGACAUUAUAACUAUUGACAAAGCAACAGGGAAGGUCUCCAAACUUGGUCGCUCAUUCAACAGAGCUAGGGAUUAUGAUGCAAUGGGGCCACAGGUUGGUGAUGUUGAACUGAAAUUAAUUGUACUUUUAUCAUGGACUUAUCCCUACUGAUUUGCCAUCCUUGGCAUAGUGCUUUUCAGGAGGGUUUGUUACAAUGUGGGAGGGAAAUAGAAACUCUAGGGAAGGAAACAUGAGUAUAUUUUUCAUAUUGUAAGGUGUGGAGGGUCACACAUGCCAAUAUUUGGCAACUCACUCACAUGUGACCUCUGAAUCUUGCAUUUGCCAUUGUUAUCACUCCUAAGACUACUGUUGAAGGCUGUCAGUAGAUAUUAAAAGAAUCUUUUUAAUAAUUUAGACCAGGUUUGUUCAAUGUCCUGAGGGGGAGAUACAGAAGAGAAAAGAAGUCGUUCACACUGUUACUCUACAUGAAAUUGACGUCAUCAACAGCAGAACACAGGGGUUCCUGGCUCUUUUCUCAGGUAAAGCAAGUAAUUUAGGACCAUAACCUAGUGUGACCGAAUUGCUUCUUAGUGUAACUCCAAAAACGACCUACCUGUAUAUGCUCUAUGUUGGGGGCAUUACCCAGUGUGAACGAAUUGCUUCUUAGUGUAACUCCAACGACGACCUACACGUGUAUGCGCUAAGUUCGCACGUGACCUUUCUCAAACUGAUGGGGGUAUUAAGCGCCCGUUUCCCUCGUCUCUCUUACAUGUACAUGGUGAGAUGACAUUCAGACCUGUUGACUCUCUACCCAUUUAACAUUAAUUGUACUCAAAGCAGUGUUGAUUGGCCAUGAUCUUACGAUCAAUGACUGUAUAUCGUUGUAAGGAAAUUCAUCCCCCCUGCUGUUUUUGCAAAAGGUGAUACUGGUGAAAUCAAAGGAGAGGUGCGAGAGCAAAUCAACGCUAAGGUGGCAGAAUGGAGAGAAGAAGGAAAAGCUGAUAUUGUGCCAGGGGUAAGAGAUUUAACACCAAAUUAAUUCAAGUCCUUUUUCUGUUCACUUCGCCUUUCCGCAUUAGCACUCAAACUCGCAACUCAUCUGAAUUUUAUUUUAUACCCUGUCAUUAGUCAUCAUACACGCCUGUGUUAAAUAUAUAGAUCAUCGCGGUUAACUAUACAACUUUUGCCGUUGCGGAAAGAAGCCUGAAACAUUCAAGCUUAUAGGUCGCGGUGACUAACAAUAAACCCUUGGAACUAAGGCUAUACGCUGUCUUCUUUAUACAGUCGAACUUCGACUAUCCGGAUCACGAUUAUCCGGACUUGUUUCCGUAUCCGACUUGUGACGAUCUGAAAACGCUCGUGAAAGUGGAUCAAAACGAAAACGCAUACAUAUCGUAAUAAAUAGAUUUAGCCAGGGCUAAAAGGGAAUCUCUUUUUAUUAUUCAGAGUUUCCUCAAAGAAAAUAUAAAAUCGAGUAAUACUAAACAAUUUCGGUGGAAAAUCUCUGUCAAAUGGUACUGUUAUAAUUAUUUCUUGGCACCUAAAACAGGAACGGGAUUGAUUUGUACCAUUUACAAAAUACCGGUAAAGUUUUCGCUUUCUCUGGACAAAAGCCUGGCACUAGUAAUCCAAACAAAUGGUACACAAAAUUUCGGUCGUUUCGGUAAAAACGGUAAAAAGGCAAUAUCUCGAAAGGUAUCACUUUUUUUCCGGAAAAUUUCCACCGGGAUGAACCGUUCCAUUUGAAAUCUCCCCUGAAUUUUCUGGUUUUCCAUACAAAUGGUAAGCGCUCAAGGUGAAGACAACGAGAACGGUAAAAACAACAACAAUACGUCUAAUUAGCAAAGAGGCAACUUUGCACGUGCAGCACACUUUUUUUUUCUAAUUACUAAAAAAAAAAAUUUUGCACGUGCAGCACACUUUUUUUUUCUAAUUACUACAAAACAACUUUGCAUGUGCAGGGCGUUUUUUUGGACAUUUCUUUACCGUUGUUUUGCACGACUAAAACCUGAAACUUCUUUUAACUUCCUAGUAACACGCUUUAUGGAGGAACUGUUUGUGUUUCUGUUCACUCUGUUUUUUCACUGCCGCUCAUUUUCACCUCGGUAGCCGCUAGCAUUUCUUAUUUUCUCACUGCCACUAUAUAAUUUUCAUGUUUUUCUUCAAACGAAAUUGUUCUCCGUUGUCAUUUAUUUCUCGUUCUAGCUCUUUCCUUGUUAUCCAAGUUAAUGUAGACAUUAAAAUUUUAGUGGAACGAAAGAUUAGGGGUUUUUAUUCUCCUUUUUUUUUUCUCUCUCUGAAAGUCCUGGCGGCCAUGUGAUUUCUCGCCAAAUUGAGCGGGGUGCUUGAAGCGCAAAAUUUCACCUCAGCUAUAACAUGCUUCUCCCCGACGGGCUGACUCCUGACUCCCUUCUCCCUUCCCCAGAGUCUGUACGGUCAACGUUCUGUCACACGCUGACGUCAUAACCAAAUUUUUUCGGAUGGAUAGGUUACCAAAUUUUUUAGCUAUGGGCUUCUGCUCGCGCGCGCCUGGAGUUCCGCAAAUAAGGACUUCAAGAUCCAACGACGCGUGUUAUUAUUAUUAUUAUUAUUAUUAUUAUUAUUAUUAUUAUUAUUAUUAUUAUUAUUAUUAUUAUUAUUAUUAUUAUUAUUAUUAUUAUUAUUAUUAUUAUUAGGCUCUACUCUUUUCCUUAACUGUUUCUUAUGCUUCCGUUGCUGCAGGUGUUGUUUAUCGACGAGGUUCACAUGCUUGAUAUCGAAUGCUUCUCUUUUCUCAACCGAGCACUGGAAAAUGAUAUGGCACCUGUUCUUAUAAUGGCAACAAAUAGAGGAAUUACAAAGUGAGUUAUACUGGAAUUUAGUGAGAAAUAUUCAUAAGAUGCUUUGUGCAACAAUUCCACAAAGUAAGCUCGUACAUGUAAAACUAUUUUUUUUAGUACAAGGCGCUUUUUUCUAGCCGUUUGAGUGUCAACAACAGUAGGGCCAUUUAUACGAGGAAAAAUAAGACGCGUCUUACAUAAGAAGAAGCGAACUGUACCAUUUAUACGAGCAUGUCUUAUCUAACAAGACGCGUCUUAGCUAAGUCGCGUCUUUUUUUAGACGAAAUGUGCCGUUUAUACGGAAAGUUCGAGUCGUAUUUAAGACGCGUCUUAUUUUUCCUCGUAUAAAUGGCCCUAGUGAGAAUGAUUCCUUUGGAUUUGAAUUGCUACUCAGUGUAUUUGACCUUAAUGUUUCGCUUAACCGCAGGCCACGUGUAUUUUUUAAAACUGCGAUUGGUUCUUUUUAACUAGUUUUUUGGCUUAUUCCCCCCGCCCCGACCCACUAUCAAUUGGUUUCAUAGGCAAGGAUCAGUAAUUCAGUGUUGGGCAAGUUGAAUAAAAUUGCAGCCUUGAAAACGGCUUUACUUGCUGAAAUUAGGGAAACUUCUGUCCAACUUUUGAGAAAAUCCAACCCUGAUUUGAAUAUAUUGACCGCAUUUCCAUCCGCCUUGAAAGCCUUGUUCUCUGUUAAUGCUGGGUGGAUAAAUGUAUAGGUUCGUUAGCAAUGUCGUACAAUGCCUCACACAAGAGCAGGAGAUCGGCUUGGUGCUGUCUAUUUUCUACAACUUAAUUUCUGAAUACACUUCACUUGCAUGUAUUUUGACAACGCCUUUUUUUCUUUCUCAGAAUUCGUGGUACAAAUUACAAGAGUCCUCACGGCAUUCCAAUCGAUCUUUUGGACCGGCUUUUAAUUAUCUCCACUUCUCCUUACCAAGAAAAGGAUCUGAAGCAAAUUCUCACGAUACGGUAAGGGCGGAGACAACGUUUUUACACAAGAUUGCAUUAGGAAAUCUUUGUUAGCGACCAGUCAACUCUGUUGUUUGUUUGUGCGCGAUUGAACCCAGACCAAGCAGGGAGGUGUGAGUACAGAAAUGAGAGCGGUUUAAUUUACAAUUAGAAAUAGGCGUAACAGAGUUUCACCUUGAGAUUGAUUGUCAGUAUUGUUGAACAAUCCUCCAUUUUGAAAUCGUUCCUUCAAGAGACUGUUCACAGUCCCCUAUUUUUCCGUAAGAUCGUCGAGGCCGAUGCCCGGCCCCUCGCCGUCCGUACCGGUAAGCGCUCGAUCCUGACGAUAUUACGAAAAAAUAGGAUUCUGUAAAAAGUCUAUUCCUUCAAAGUCCCUUGAAAAAUUUGCCCUUCCAUUACUCGUUAGUAUGUAUAGGAGAAGCGUGAUUGAACAGUUACACAGAGCUGCCGGUAACUGUUGGUCAUCGAGGAAUUUCCGACUAAAAUUUGCAGCAACCAGAGGUAUAAAUGACUGAACAGAUGAUUAUCAAUACCAGUGAUUUUCAUUUCGCAACUGAAGAUUUGCAUACAACUUUAGUCAAGAAAUUAUGACCGACAACGUUAUUGGUUUGUCCGACGAAAAUGGCGACUUCAUCGGACAUAUCAUGUCCUUUCUGAAAAGAAAAAUUAUUCGGUGUAGCCCUGGUUACAAGAGGGAUACCCGAGUUUCUACUCUAAACCCUACUUGAUCUGUUUGAUUGAAGCCACUGUGCAUCUUGUGGGUUUGCCAUAGUGGCGGAUUCAGAUCUUUAAGUAAGUGGGGCUCCGCUCAUCCAGUCCCGCAGAUAAGAGGGACAAGAAGGGGGCCCAAAAAUAUUUUUUUCAUGACCCUGUCGGUGGUGGGGGCCCGGUGGAGGCCCGGUGGGGGCCCGUUCCCCUUGACCCGCUACUCUGUCUAUAUUUAUGAGAAACAGUCCCCCUCUCCUUGCAACGGAACAUUUUUUCCGUGCAACGAAAGAGGGCAGUUACUUAACGUACAACGAGAUAUAUACAGCAAAGAAAUUGCCCUGUACGAGGAAUGCGUUGUCUUGCAGAUGUGAAGAAGAGGACGUGGAGAUCUCAGAAGAUGCUAUUUUCUUGCUAACAAAAAUCGCUCAGGAAACAUCGCUUAGAUACUCCAUUCAGUUGAUUACAGCCGCCAGUCUUGUGUGCCGGAAGCGGAAGGUAGAGUUUCAUAAUUGGUAUCGAUUAUUCUUGCAACCCUACAGAACAAGUAAAUUCGAGCCUCUUACUCGAUAGCCUGAGUUUCGGACGAACUUUAACCCCCGGCGUUUAAUAGGCCAUUUCCGAAUUCCAAAAACUCUCAUUUUCAAAACGAAAAUGAGUUUUGUUUGCAUGGGAAUAAAGAAUCAUUUUGUUCAUAUCAAUAGCUAAACACUUAUUAUCAUUAUCAUCAUCAUCAACAUUAUUAUUAUUAUCAUUAUUAUUUUUAAUAAUAUUAUUAUUAUUAUUGCUGAUCGUUUUUAUUGGUGUCUUUUUCUAGGGUACCGAGGUAAAUGUCGAUGACAUCAAGCGUGUUUAUUCUCUGUUCCUGGACGAAGCUCGAUCAGCUCAGUUCCUUAAAGAAUACCAAACAGAAUUCUUAUUUCAUGAAGAGGUAACCGAGCCUGCAUCUGAAGCUAUGGAGACUGAGGGUGAGAUGGCGUGAUUCCUAUCCCAGUGUUCAUUGCGUGUCUUUCCAAGUUCCCGGAUCACUAACAAGCUUGUGCGGUAUUCAUAGACCAUCAUCUCAAACCUACCAGCAUGGAAAAUAGAAGUUUGACUGAAAUUUCCAUUGCUAGUAUAUGUAGUGGCACGAGCAAGGUUUUUUUAUGUGUAGAGAGCGUUGAUUGACAAACGAAAAGCAGCUGCACGGGCCUUGGGCGUCUGUCAUAAAAUUUUAGCUGCAUAAAACAAGGAUGCCUCAUUUAAGACUGUCUUUGCGUGGUUAUAAGCGAUGAACUUCUAUCUGUGUACUACUAGGAUUGGUUUGUGUUGUCCUGAGCUGUUUGCAACAUUUCAACGGAUGGUUUUUCAGGAUGUUGUAUUUACUGUUUGUUACUCUGUUCAAUCUCCUGUGACCUUGGUUUUUAUAGGCAAUAAAUAUCAUAUUUAACAUUGUAUGGUCUAACAAAAUGAAUUCCUAGGUUAACUACUAGGCCAGCGCAUUCCUUUUGCUUCAACUUAUUUGUAGCCGGAACAGCAUAUCGAAACAGCC
Messenger RNA from Porites evermanni, 9029 nucleotides. NCBI's taxonomy places the organism in Eukaryota, Metazoa, Cnidaria, Anthozoa, Scleractinia, Poritidae. The record is from the annotation of a GenBank genome assembly.